UCCCCGUCUCCUCAAAAUCAUUCAUUUUCCAUUCAACAAUUCAAUUCAAAUCCAUCCAUGGCUGGUUCUUCAAGAGCUCUGUUUCUUCUCACCUUACUCCUCUUCAGCUUCUCAGAAGCUACAGAGAUUCUGGUCGGAGGCAAACCCAAUGCCUGGAAACUCCCAUCUUCCCAAUCUCAGUCGCUCAAUCAAUGGGCCGAAACCUCCCGCUUUCGCGUCGGCGACACUCUCGUGUGGAGCUACGAAGAAGGAAAAGAUUCGGUACUGAAAGUGGGAAAGGAAGAUUACGAAGCCUGCAACACCCAAAACCCAGAACAGAGGUUCGAGGAUGGGAACACCAAGGUCGAGCUACACAAACCAGGCCCAUUCUACUUCAUCAGUGGCGCAAAGGGUCACUGCCAACAGGGUCAGAAGCUGGUCGUCGUCGUUGUCACUCCUCGCCGGAGAUUCGUCAGCUUCUCCCCGGCGCCUUCUCCGACCGAGAUUGAGGGUCCUGCGGUUGCUCCGUCGAGUGGUGCUGCGAGUUUUAAUGUUGGGUUUUUAGCGGCGGUCGUCGGAAUCUUGGGUCUUGGAGUUGGUUUCCUCUGAGGAUUGGCAGAGAAUUUGGGAUUUCUUUGGGCAGUGAUUUGAAUUAGAUUUGGAUGUAGCUCAACAAUCCAUUCGGAUUAUUCAAACAUUUUAUUAAUAUAUUCAUUAAUUUU
This is a messenger RNA of Cucurbita pepo subsp. pepo (vegetable marrow), 701 nucleotides long. RefSeq names its product early nodulin-like protein 15. Lineage: Eukaryota; Viridiplantae; Streptophyta; Magnoliopsida; Cucurbitales; Cucurbitaceae. The record is from RefSeq and is a predicted model, not a curated record. Gene Ontology annotation, molecular function: electron transfer activity. Gene Ontology annotation, cellular component: plasma membrane.